Molecule: messenger RNA, 2418 nt
Organism: Filobasidium floriforme
Lineage: Eukaryota; Fungi; Basidiomycota; Tremellomycetes; Filobasidiales; Filobasidiaceae
Exons: 4
Coding region: 1-2418 (805 amino acids)
Source: RefSeq, a predicted model, not a curated record
AUGUCCGGCCAGGCAACCCCCUCCUUUACCUCGACAAACUACCGUCCUUCACCACUCUCGAACGAAGCCAUACCUAGAAAUGAGACGGUGUCUCCCAACCAACGAGUACAAGCUAGUCACAGGCGGAUGACAGAAGCCCUGUCAGGUCCCGGUCAAACACCCGCAAGGCAGACACUUACCAGAACCGAUGAUCAACGAGCAGCUGGAGCAGUCACGAAUGUUCGAACAACGGCACGAAGAAUCGGAAUGGCCGAUAGAGACUUACCUCCUGUGAAUUCCCCGGGCCAACAUACACCUACUCCCCUUUCGCGUACCACCUCCUCCUCGUCUUCAAGUGCCUUUGCACCAUCCCACGGUCAGCGUCAACGGGCAGCCGCACAACAAGCGCAGAACAAUCAAAUCAGCUCCCUCCAAUCGCAGAGUAACACACAGGCUCAACUCACAUCGUUACAAGCCCAGGUGCAAGGUCUCGCCGAUGCCUUCGAGAACUACAAGAAGGAACAAGCCGAGAGAGAUGAGCACAAGGACCAGGAGAUGCAAGAGUUGCGACGGGAAAUUGAUGCGUUGAAGGAGAGGGGGUCGGAGGGCGAGGUGGUUUCAGCGGGAGGAUUUGUUGCAACGGAUACCCAGAAGCGGGAUAUCUCGAGGCUAGUGAAGAGCGCAAUCCAGGCCCUCUAUGGUAGCGGCAAGCCAACCGAAGGCCUCAACGGGGAUGCCGUGCCCGCCGACCAGAUCCGAUGGAACUACCUUCAACCUCAAAGCUCCACUUACAAUCAUGCGCAGACCUUGAAGGUCAUUCAGGCCGUUACCGACCAACGUGAUUCGCUAUCCCUUCCCUUUGACACCAAUCGAGAAUCCAUCCUGGCGGUGAAAGACGCAGAAGACUUGUACAUGUCAGCCAUCACCAGUCAAUUCCGACAGAACCAAGCGGCUUACAAGAAGCAUGCGAUCAAAGAGUGGGGGGCCAAUGGCGAUGCCGGCCCACGGAGAGCGGCGUUGACAGAAGUAGCUGAGAGGGAAGCGGCGUUGGAGCAGGAUGAUCCGGAGUAUGCUGCAAAGAAGAAGGAUUUAGAUGAAUUGAAGCUAGAGAUAUCGAAAAACGACAAGGCUUAUGCAGCCCAAAAUUCGAAGUUCCAAGCCUCGAUUCGGAGCAAGCUCACCUCUGCCAACUCGCGUUUGAACUCACGUCGACCUCAUACCGCAUACAGCGGCGAGGAGUACGAGGGCCUCGAAUGCAUCUACUGGAUUCCACCUUUGUACCCCGACAACUCCUCCGGCAAAGUCAAAUGGUAUGAGCCCGACACCAGCACCGUGCUGAGUGAAGCGUUUAUGAAGAUCCACAAGACGAUCUGGAACACGAAGUUGGCUGCUUUUGGAGGUCGUCAAGGCGGCAAGCCUCCCUCAGGACCGAGUUUCGAUGCCCUACCGGAGGGCAAAGAAGCCAGCGUUGUUCAAAUGUAUCCGGUUCCCAGCUACGCAUGGCUCCACCAGGCACCCCAACGUUGGAUGUUCACCGAAGCCUACUUGAAUGACCCAGCCAACGAGGACAUCGUCACCAAAAUCGUUCCUGUAGAUAUUCCCACCUCCUUUGCCGAUGUCAAACUCACGGAAUGGUAUCAGAAGCACCCCUGGAUGAUUCAGAAAGCUCGCAAGGAGAAAAAGACUAUCAAGCGCAACCGAUCGGAGUCAACUCAGCCCACAGACAGCGAUGCCACACGAUCGAUGAGCAGCACGGCUCACCGAGGCCGAGCCGCCCAGUCCGCUCGUCCAACCGUGAAAAGAGCUAGGCCGCUUCCUGGUCAUGGUUCCGAUUCGAUGACGAGUGACUACCCGUUCAGCCCUGAGACGCAGGGUGAUACCGACACCGAGAGUCUGAGCAUGACCCCCGCCGGCGGCCCGCACCAAAACCUCGAUGGACUCCUCGCAGACAGUGCGUCGUGGAACGCAAUGUCAAACACGGUACCGCCUCGUCGUAUGGACUCCGAGCAGCUGCCUCGGCCCGGCGAUUAUUCUACGCAAGGACAAGCGCAAAUCAAUCAGCAACAAUCCCGCCAGCCCGGUCAAAGUCGAGCCCCUCCACGUUUCCAGCAGCCGGUUGCUGACUCACUUCAAACGAUGCCGAUGUCUAUCAAUCCUCAGCUCAUGCAUCAGUUCCAACAAUGGCACAUGCAGCAGCUCGCCGGUCAAGAUCCCCAACACACUCCUCGAGCAUCUUCGUCCUCGUCCUUUCAGCCACUGUCGACGUUCAGAAACAACGUCAGCAAUCAAGCGCUCUCCUUCAACAACAACAACAACAACAACAACAAUACCCAGGGAUACUCCCAGAUGAACCAGUACAUCAAUUACGACCAGAACGAGACAACUUACAGGCAAUAUAAUCCUGAUGAUCCCUUUCACGACGGCGGCGGUAAUGAUUGA